This is a messenger RNA of Anarrhichthys ocellatus (wolf-eel), 2484 nucleotides long. RefSeq names its product interleukin 17 receptor C (gene il17rc). NCBI's taxonomy places the organism in Eukaryota, Metazoa, Chordata, Actinopteri, Perciformes, Anarhichadidae. Gene Ontology annotation, molecular function: interleukin-17 receptor activity. The record is from RefSeq and is a predicted model, not a curated record. The coding region runs from base 339 to 2303 and encodes 654 amino acids. The transcript is spliced from 15 exons.
GAGUCAGGACAGUCACGUGCUGUGUGGUUCAAUUUCAACACUUCUAGGUAACUGACAAGGUGUAGCUGCUCUGAGGAGAGAAAUUGACUUACAGUGGAUUACUAAUCACGACAUAAACAAAGGUGAAACCCAUCAACCACAGCUCUAACAAGUUUGCCUCGAGUCACUGCCUUCUCUGCCAAUGUGCAGUUUCAGCCAGGAUAAUCUCAAGCUAAUCUCCAGCCAAAAGCCGUGACGAGGAAGAAGACACUGGACUUGUUUAACAAGGUUGUCAUGUCGCUCCUGGAGAAAGAUGUUUGGAGAAAAAUGCUGUAGGACUCAAAUCAUUUGGAGGCAAAAUGUUUCUUCCUGGAUGGUCCAUUUGGUGUGUUUUACUCACUCUACGCAUGUCAGCCUGUGGCUUGGAGAUUUCUGGAUAUGACAGCCAUGAAGUCAUUUGCUUGCAGGGUCUUUCUGAUUGCACCGUAAAGGAUGAGAUGCCUCUUAUUGUACCAGAGGAUAACGGUGUGGGUGUCCAAAACCUGACUCCACGUUUCAACCUCAGCUGCAGCGACGGGGCGCUGUGCGCAUUAUGUCUGGUGAUAGACGCAGAGAUCAACUUCAAUCCAGAUAACGACAAGGAGGAGGAAGGCCCCUCUGGGCAUGAUGAAGAGGAUUAUAGCGAGGAGACAGUGAGAAAACCAAAAGCGUCUGUGACACUGUGUUACAGUGCAGCGUCUACCAUGCCCUCGUGCAAGAAGGUGGAGUUUACGGUUAAUCAUGCCGCUCUUAAUCAGACACACCGAGCAAAGUUUUCCGUGGUGAUCUAUAAGCCAGCUGGGGUUUCCUUCAGCAGUCAUGUGACUGUUUAUUCUUCUAAACCGUCACAUCUAAGUCGACAAGUUGUUGUUCCUUCUCUAGAUGAAGUGUGCUCCCAGGAGCAGCAGGAACGUGUGGAACAGUGUCAUGUGACUGGACUCAGCUAUGUAAUUAAGCAGGAGUUGAAUCAGGUGGAGCUGCAGUUUGCUGGCAGGAAUAAAAGCCUCCCCUCUGUGUGCGUCCAGUACGAGCAGAAUGGAAGAUGUCAGAGAUGGAACAGGACGCUCAUCCCACUGUAUUCUGUGACCCCCUGCAUGUGUCUCCAGGUAUGGAAUGAGGACGAGCAGAGGCGCUCUCUAAGCUGCCCCUUCAUUAACACAGAUUUCCUCCAAAAGAACGUAUGGCACAAUGUGUCAGUGUCUGUGAUAGAGGGUCAAAUGGGCAGCUACCACACAAUGCUGUGGUGGAACCUGUCUGCCCCCUGCAGGCUGGAGGGGGAAGUGUGGCCCUGCCACAAAGAAAACACCUGCAGGGAGAUGAAGGGCUUUAGACAACAGCUGGCAAACGGCACAUGGAGACAAAACAGCAAGGGACAGUGGGAGAAAACAGGGGUGUUUGAAGACAUCAAACUUCAGUAUUCACCAUGUGUGAUGGUGAAAGUCAAGGGAAUGGGAGAUGAGCUGGGUCCAUUCUGUGUUAAAAACACUGGCAGGUGGCGCUGGAGUCUCCUGGUUGUUGGUGUCAUGCUGUUGCUUUGCUUGACUGUGCUUGCAUUUUAUCUCCUUCAUAACUUCGUCAAGAAAUGGGUGUGGAGCUGCCGUCAUGGCGGAUUUGUAAAGAUUGGCAGAAAGGGUCAUGUGGUGUUGCUGAGCCCCCCGGAUGAGGAUUAUCAUGUUUCGGAGUCAGUAUGUGGACUCGGAUCCCAGCUCUGUGACCAGGGCUUCAGUGUGUCUGCAGACCAGUGGAGCAGGAAGGAGCAGUGCACUCUGGGGCCUAUGCCGUGGCUGCACUCCCAGCUGCUGGAGCUGAACAACCGGGGCGGCCGAGUUGUGCUCGUCUUGACCCGCAAAGCCUUGGAGAGAGCAGAGGAAUGGACCCAUCGGAACAAAGAGGUUAUCAAGACAAAGGAGGACGACAAGGGCCUCCCUCAGAUAUGUUCCCCUUACUCUGAUGUCUUCACGGCCUCCUUGAGCGUCAUCCAAGCGGACAAGCAGCUGGGCAGAGCUGGAGAACGUUUUCUUCUGGUGACACUUGACUCCCAUCCAAGCAGUGACAGGAGUCUACCAGAGCUUCUUCAAGGGCUGCUCUUGUUCCAGCUUCCCUCUCAUACCCAGGCUCUCUUGUUUGAGCUCACUGUGGGAAGGACUGUGAGAGGAUCAGGUAGAAGGACACGGACAGGGUGGAAAUGGAGUGCCUCAGAUGGAUGGAGAGCAAAGACUAAAGAGAGACGAGACCAGAAGAAGGCAUCCUACGGUAAAUGUGGUGAAGUUGAGGAGACUUUAUGACAAAGCGUUUGAAGCACCCAAAGAUUGUUGCUGCUCUGUGCAUGAAGGACAAGUUCAUCCAAAUUGUGGAUAACAUAAUCAUAAGAUAAUUCUUUAUUUGUCCCGCAGCGGGGACAUUUACAGGAUUACAGCAGCAUACAGUAUUGUGCAAACAAGAGACAGUAAAAACACAAGUAUUAUA